AUGGUUCUGUCUCUCUUCAAAAAUAGUCUUGGCAGUUUGGCCAUUUAUCACCUUUCUGGGCGACGAAUGCUUCCCCGUCGAGAAGAAGACCCUACAUACGUCAUUCCUCGGAAAUAUUCGAAAGUUUCCGAUGAAAGUUCAAUAUCAAAUCAACUGGUCCUGCUGGAACAGUUUAUAGUUGUUGAAUGGGAAGGACCAUCUGACCCUGACAAUCCUAAAAAUUGGUCAAAGGCUGACAAGUUUUUGGUUUCUGCCCAAGUGGCUUUCUUGACCAUGACUUCAGUCAUGGGCUCGUCACUUUACAGCCCUUCAAUUGCGUUUUUGAUGGAAGAUUUGAACACAUCUCAUACCUUGGCAGAAUUACCAUUGGCACUUUACGUCAUUGGUUUUGCUGUGGGACCUAUGGUACUAGCUCCAAUGUCAGAAAACCCCAGUAUAGGAAGAGCACCCAUAUUCAUUGUGUCCCAUUUCAUUUAUUUCAUUCUACAGAUUCCCCAAUCUUGGGGUGCUGGAACUCGCUCGUUUCCGGCGUUAGCAGUGCUACGAUUUUUUACCGGAGUACUGGCUAGUCCUGCGCUAGCGGUAGGCAGCGCCACAUGUGGAGAUAUCAUGAAACUUCCUUACUUGCCUAUGGCUAUUGUAGCAUGGAGUGCCGCUUCUAUCGCGGGACCUUGUAUUGGACCGGUUAUAGGCGCUGCUUUAACUGAUGCUUCACAAUCUUGGGAAUGGUGCUUCAGAUUUCAAGCUAUAGUUGGUAUGGUAAGCUUUGUUGUUUGCAGCUUCUUUUUGCCAGAAACUUAUGCCCCUACUAUUAUGCACCGCAAAGCUCAACGACUUCGUGCCGUCACUGGAAACAAAAAUCUUGUCACUCAAUAUGAACUCGACCAUCCUCCAACAAGUUUCGUUCAGGCAGCAAAAACUACACUCUGGCGUCCCAUCAUCCUUUCGAUCUCUGAGCCAAUGGUGUUACUAAUCAACUUGUACACCUCGCUUUUGUAUACUAUAAUGUUCUUGUGGUUCACUGCAUUUCCCCUUGUUUUUGAGAACUUGUAUCACUUCACAUUGGUUGAGUUGGGAACUUCAUAUUUGGGAGUCUUGGUUGGCGUUCUUCUGGGUGCUACCAUCUUCAUAGUUAUCAUUUACCAUGUCUACACCAAGAGACAUUUGGGUGAGAAGAAAGCAACAAUAACUCCAGAAGUGUUCAUGCCAGCGGCAAUAUAUGGCAGUAUCUGGAUUCCCACGGGAGUUUUCAUAUUUGCUUGGACAUCAAAGAAAUCUGUUCAUUGGAUGGUUCCCAUAAUUGGAGGAUUUAUUUUCUCUCAUGGAACAUUCAUUGUGUUUCAGACCCUUUUCAACUACCUAGCAACCUCUUUUCCUCGUUAUGUAGCCUCAGCGUUUGCAAGCAAUGCCUUAUCGAGAAGCUUGAUGGCUGGGGUUGCUCCUCUCUUUGGAACAUUUAUGUUCGAUAACCUCAGGACUGCCAAUUUUCCAGUUGGUUGGGGUGCUUCAAUUCUAGGGUUUCUCACGGCAGCGAUGAUAUGCAUUCCUAUUUUAUUUUACAUUAAUGGACCAAAACUAAGAGGCAGAUCCAAAUUCGCAGGUUUCUGA
Messenger RNA from Meyerozyma guilliermondii ATCC 6260, 1608 nucleotides. RefSeq names its product MFS transporter. Gene Ontology annotation, molecular function: fluconazole transmembrane transporter activity. The transcript has a single exon. The record is from RefSeq and is a predicted model, not a curated record. Gene Ontology annotation, biological process: xenobiotic detoxification by transmembrane export across the plasma membrane. Lineage: Eukaryota; Fungi; Ascomycota; Pichiomycetes; Serinales; Debaryomycetaceae. The coding region runs from base 1 to 1608 and encodes 535 amino acids.